Messenger RNA from Prinia subflava (tawny-flanked prinia), 1893 nucleotides. RefSeq names its product target of EGR1, exonuclease (gene TOE1). Bases 121 to 1743 code for a protein of 540 amino acids. Gene Ontology annotation, biological process: snRNA 3'-end processing. Lineage: Eukaryota; Metazoa; Chordata; Aves; Passeriformes; Cisticolidae. Gene Ontology annotation, molecular function: 3'-5'-RNA exonuclease activity; snRNA binding; metal ion binding. The transcript is spliced from 7 exons. Gene Ontology annotation, cellular component: cytoplasm; Cajal body. The record is from RefSeq and is a predicted model, not a curated record.
GAAAGCCGGGCGAGCCGCGAGAGCGGGAAGCGCUGGGCGCGGAGCGGGCAAGGCGUGCGGGGCCCGCGGCGGGCAGGCGGAGGGCAGGCGCGGCGGCAGAGGCCCUGUGCGGGCGCGGCCAUGGCGGGCCCGGCGCGGGUGCCGGUGGUGGACGUGCAGAGCGACAACCUGGCGGAGCUGUGGCCGUCCAUGGUGCUGGCGCUGCGCUCCGCCACCUUCGUGGCCGUAGACACGGAGCUGAGCGGCCUCGGCGCUAGGAAGUUGCUGCUGAGCCCGUGCAUCGAGGAGCGGUACAAGGCUGUCUGCAGCGCCGCCAGGACACGCUCUGUCCUGUCCCUCGGCGUCGCCUGUUUCAAGCAGCUCCCGAAGAAGUCCGAGAACACGUACCUGUGCCAGGUCUACAACCUCACGCUGCUCUGCACCGAGGAUUAUGUGGUCGAGCCCCAGUCAGUGCAGUUCCUAGUGCAGCACGGCUUCGACUUCAACAAGCAGUAUUCCCAGGGGAUCCCUUACCACAAGGGCAACGACAAGGGCAACGAGAGCCAGAGCCUGAGCGUUCGGACGCUUUUCCUGGAGCUCAUCCGGGCGAAGAAGCCGCUUGUUCUCCAUAAUGGCCUGAUUGACCUGGUCUUCCUGUACCAGUGCUUCUACGCUCACCUCCCUGAGAGCCUCGGCACCUUCACCGCCGACCUGUCCGAGAUGUUCCCAGCGGGAAUAUACGACACCAAAUACGCCUCGGAGUUUGAGACUCGCUUUGUGGCGUCCUACUUGGAGUAUGCCUAUAAGAAGUGCAAGCGAGAGAACUGCAAGCUGAGGGACUCCAGCGGGCAGCACCUCACGGUGGAGUUCUGCAAUUACCCUGCCCACAUGUCCCGCUACAUCGACUACCGCUACUGCUCUCUGGAAGAGGAAAGCCCCAGUGCUGCAGGGGGGAACAAGGUGCCUGUCUGUGAGAGAUUUUCGGCCUAUGGGUGGUGCCCACAAGGGGUGAAGUGUCCACAGUCUCAUAACAUUGACCUCAUCAUCGAUGAGGACGACAAGCUCUGGGAGAAGCGAAAGAAACGGAAGCACAGAUGGAAGCAUCGGAAGAACAUGAAAGUGCUUGCAACAGCAUUCCCACAGGAAACCUCAGGGGAAAACAUGGAGCAAGCUCAGAAUGGGGAAGAAGGACCACCACGGAAGCAGAGCUGCUAUGAGCCUGCAGCAGAGAUCACACCCAACGGGGAGGGCAAGCCACUGGAGGAGAUCUCCAUGGACAUGGAAACAGAGGUCAGCUCAGACACCAGCACACAAUGGGAGGAGAAUCAGGGGAGCUCUGAAAGAACUGACCAGGGAGCAGCUACUCAGAGCCCUUCUGCCAAGGGAAAUGCCUCUGACAGUGACCAAAUGGAGAGCAAGUCAAAAGUUCCUGCUGAGUUGGGCUCAGCCAGUCACCCAGCCACCCCUGAGACUGAAGCGGCAGGUGCUGCAGGAAAGGAAAAGGAAACCCACGGCCCUCCUUCACAGGGGGGCACACACCGAGCUGGCUUUGAUGCAUUCAUGACCGGCUAUAUCAUGGCUUAUGUCUGGAUGCUCAAGCAAGGGAAAAACACAGACUCUGGUGCAGGGCCCUGGUUGCCAGAGUGCCAUAAUAAACUGUAUCUUAGUGGGAAAUCAGUGCCACUUCAAAUAGUGAAGAGCUUGUUUUCUAAAUCCUCCAAAGCUCACAGCGAGAAGAUAAAGUUGGCCUGGGACAGUGCAUAGAGCUAAAGAACUCCUCACUAAACUAUGCUUUUUUUUUCUCCUCCAAGUUUUGGAGUUCUUUCUUCCACCAAGAACUCACCGAAAAGGGAACAGGUUUCGUACUCUUGUUUCUGUUUUAACAUCUGACUGAUUAAAUUGCUCUCCAUUGGA